This is a messenger RNA of Lineus longissimus, 4057 nucleotides long. RefSeq names its product trissin receptor-like. The record is from RefSeq and is a predicted model, not a curated record. The coding region runs from base 990 to 2531 and encodes 513 amino acids. Gene Ontology annotation, biological process: cellular response to hormone stimulus; G protein-coupled receptor signaling pathway. Gene Ontology annotation, cellular component: plasma membrane. Lineage: Eukaryota; Metazoa; Nemertea; Pilidiophora; Heteronemertea; Lineidae. The transcript is spliced from 4 exons. Gene Ontology annotation, molecular function: G protein-coupled receptor activity; peptide binding.
CUGGUUUGUUCCGAAAUCUUAAGCCUGAUCUCCACUUUGCGUGAAUGAUAGUACUGAUUGGAAUCGAAGUCGGGCGGAGUAAGCAACGCAAAUAUUACACAUUUGUUACAGUAUAACUCGAAAGCGGAUUGCCGACAUCAUUUUCUUUGAUCUAGCCGUGCACUGUUGAUAUUCGGACUUUCACGAAACGGCUUACGACUAUUCUAAGAUCUCAUCUAUACGGGUGCCAGCUUUUAGAGCGGAUUUCGUCCAGUGGAAAAGUGAGAUGCCACUCUUGUUGUGCAUUUUCGAUUACCUGAUUUCACAAAGCGGAUCUGGUAAAUUACGAUUCAAAGAUUUUAUAAACUGAUGUGCUCAUUGCAGUGGAGACGUGAGAUUUUUCAUUUAUAAUUAUCAUGAAGGCUUCAUGAUCCUUUUUCGGAUUUAUCAUCCAGAAAUACAAUCAUGGGAACGAAGCCGUGCCCAACAAUGUGAUAGCAAGUAGUAUUAACAACUAGGCCAUUGUAAUAUGUGAUUAAUUCGAGACGGAUUCGCUAAUUAGUAAUAGUCCCAGCCACGGAUAAUAUCGCCUGCAGUAUACUGAUUAGCUUCGGCCAGAUUUCGUGAGAAUUUCACAAUCAGCAACGGAUAUGAUUUAAAGAACAAACGUGAUCAAGGCGUGCCUUAAAGUCAGGGACGGAUACGUGUUUUUAAUACUCAGCGACGGAUACGGGUCUUUUCAUCAUUAGUGCGGACAGUCACUGACGGAUUCGAGCAUUUCGUAGUCGGUGAAGAUUUAUAUUCAUUUCAGUGGUCGGUGACGGGAAGAGUGUUAUUCAGAAUCACCAAAGGAUAAGAGUUACCCCAAUAGUCAUCCAAGCACAUGUUUGAAAUUUCACCAACCAAGCUACGAACAAGUGUGUUUUUCUGAAUCAGUUAGGGUUUUGUGUUGGAUUUCUAAUCUAUUGUGUUGUGGUAUUUUUUUAAAUUUUGGAUACGUGUAAUAAAAAAUGGGCGACGUAAGGAAUAUUAUUUUAAAUACUUCGGGAGAAGAAACUUUGUCUCCUCAUACUAGAUCUUGCGUGGUCUUUAACGCGACGCUCAACACUUCAGUGGUUAUUUCGAAUUGUUCUGAGUACGGCAUGGAUGUGGAUUUUCCGGGUGGUGGAUGGAUGAACCCCUUUGACGUUCCGCACAUCCGGGCACUCUUCAUCACUGCUUAUGCCAUUGUAUUCACCAUAUGCGUUGUAGGAAAUGCUGCUGUGAUUUACGUCAUCCUCCGGAGCCGGCGGAUGAGAUCCAUCACCAACUUCUUCCUCGCCAAUCUUGCCUUCGCCGACUUCUGUGUGGGAAUAUUCUGCGUUCUACCCACCUUGAAGAAAUACCUGGACACUAUUUGGGUUUUAGGGAGGGUGAUGUGUAAGUUGAACUACUUCAUCCAGCAGAUGGCGUACGUCGCAUCCGUCACCAUUCUGACCGUCAUUGCCAUAGAACGUUACGUGGCGAUAAUAUACCCUAUGAAGAGUAAACAACUCACUACAAAAAGACGUUUGAUAUGCAUCAUAGUUCAUAUUUGGAUUAUAGCAAUCUCCUACAAUGUGAUCCAGUUGGUUGUUUUUGACACAUCCGGUAUGAUAGAAAUGGACGGAAUGAGGUUUGAGUUCUGUGUUCCUACUUUUGAGUUUGACAGGAAAACGUACAAUAUUUUUAACUUUUUCUUGUGGUAUCUUAUUCCGUUGAUCAUAAUGAGUGUACUGUAUACGAAGAUUAGCAUCGUUCUGUGGCGGAGUACGAUGUUGUCGAGCGCUGUAAGAAAUUCUACGGCAAAUAACAACCAGAAAGGUUCGAUUGUGUCGAGGCAUUCAAAACUCGAGGAGACUUCGAAAGAUGAAGAGAGUGUUCUCAUGACGAGUUAUAAAAAUUCUGACGAUCUCAGCUCAGCGCCUCAAGUCGAAACAAAUGUAGUUAUUAUGAAUGGCAGUCCUACCUCAAACUCGCAUAAACUCUCGCACACAUCACGUGACCACGGAGCACAGCGUUCAGCAACCGGAACUGAUCACCAGUUGGUGCGUACCGGAAAUAGCCACAACUCUGAUGACAUUGAAGAUGACAUAGGGUCGUCAUCGACUGAAUUGACCUGCCUUGGUAGCAGGGUGAGCAGCAGAAGGCAACGCGCCCAGAACCGCCGCAGAAAAAUCCAGUACAUCGCACAAAAGGCAAAAUCGGGGGGCGCAGAGAACCUUUUAAGGUCGCGGAGACGUGUUGUCAGACUGCUUGUAUUAGUUGUCGCAUCUUUCGCAGCGUGCUCGUUACCUUUUCAAGCCUAUGUUCUGAUCACUGCGUGGGAUGGUUAUGUGCCUUCUCUGGUGCCUCCAACAUCUAUCCUAAUCAUGUUCUUCAACAGUGGACUGAACCCUAUUUUAUAUGCAUUCUUUUCGGAGAACUUUCGCCGUGCAACGAAGGAGGUGUUUGUCGGUGGAUGUGGACGCCUCAGACGUAAAGAGGGGUCAGUGCGGACUUCUGUUCCCGCAUACACAACAACGGGAUUAUAGUGUUGGUGGUCGGGGUUUUAAUCUAUCAUUAGAAAGGUGUUGCAAUUCUUGAAUUAGCGAGGGUGCGUGUGUGGGGGGGGGGGGGGGGUCAAGCUCGUGCAUCGUGCCUGUGACAAAGCCAUAAUCCAUGUCAUGGCUCCGCUGCAAACUAAAACUGCCCAUUUGCACAGCGCUUUAGUCUGGCUGUGCAGUGGGCCGCACAAAACACGUGCAUGGUACAUCGCUCCAAACAAGGUCAAGAUCGAGCGAAAACAUAAUUUUUGAUUGAGUUCGAUUGCAAGAACGCACUUAAUUUUGUACAUUGUAUGCUUCUUUGCACCCAAAUCGAAUCACAAAUUAAAAGUUUUUCUCUGCGAUGUCGCAUAAUGUGUAGUGUGAUUCAAGCAAAUUCGCAUUUAUCUGUGGAGCCUCACCUUACACUGAAUGCGAUUGUGACAAUGCAUGCGGCCGUGCUUCGUUCACGCCGCAUUUGACGAUCGCAUGCGUUUUUAAAUCUAUGGGAAAUCACAUGUCACAAUUCAGGGUUAACUUUAUAGGUGAUGCGUUUAGCACACUGCAUGCAGGUUCGAUUUGGAUGCAAUGAAGCAUUAAAUGAUUAUUUUCAUUCAUGUGUACAUGAAACACAAUUACAUGCCUCGCGUAGGUCUCAUAACACCUCAUGACAUGCUCUUGAAUUGUAUUUGUCAUUGGAGGAUCAUCGAUUGGUCCAUAUCAUAAUUGUGCCUUUCUUUCCGUAUCACACGACAUCAUGAUUGUAUUGUGCAUGUGACUGAGAUCCAGUAAAAAGAACGAUCUUCUGAUAUUUCUUCUAUUGUUCGUGACAUUUCUAAGAAAAGCAAAAGGACUGCGGACGAGUAACAUAAUACACUGCAUCUCACUUUUAUAUUAGUGAAAGUAUCAACUACACGUGGUAACGGUAGCUUAGGUCAUUCAGUAGCGAUCGAUUUCAAGAUACAUGUAAUUCGACCCGAACUUAGUGCAAAUCCGCCAUUGUUGACGUCAACCGAUUCUGACAACUAAUGAAAAAAUACCAUCCAAAUGUUUAAAACCAGCCACAAACAUUUUUUUAAUCAAAUCAACGAGUUAUAUUGAUACUAUGUAUUGAGAGAUAAAAAACAAACAAAUAUUUUAUAAUGAUUGUGGAAUAAGAAGAAAAAUAUUCACACCACCUCCUGCGCGAACUCGUCGCAAUCGUCAUCUCACAUGUCUGAUGACGACACAGACUGAUAUAUCAAUGCAGCGAUAGUGGGAAUAUGUCCUCUGCCCAAGCCUCGUGAAACCGCAGUCCCUCUAACAUUUUGAGUUGUCAUGAUUAUCGGUGCACGUUGGCUUUUUAAUUCAAAUUCUGAAUUAAAUACAUGUAGGUCGUACGUAUAAAGGGCCUUUAUUUUUACAUGUACAUGUAAGUGUUUGGCCCUAAUACGCCUAUUCAGAAAAUUUGAUAAAGACUUUAAAAGUGUACUGAGCCUUUUAGUUACCUUUUCAAAAUCACUCAUUUAUUUACAUGUGCUGUACUAUAAUGAUAA